Neltuma alba is the source of this 708-nucleotide messenger RNA. RefSeq lists its product as uncharacterized. The record is from RefSeq and is a predicted model, not a curated record. Gene Ontology annotation, biological process: DNA integration. Lineage: Eukaryota; Viridiplantae; Streptophyta; Magnoliopsida; Fabales; Fabaceae. The transcript is spliced from 3 exons. Gene Ontology annotation, molecular function: nucleic acid binding. The coding region runs from base 1 to 708 and encodes 235 amino acids.
AUGCGGUGCAAGGAGUACCUUUAUUGGAACCUCUCAAAAGUUGCAGAAGUGCUUUGGAAUUUCAAGGUGUGGAUUGAGAAUCAAAGUGGCUACAAGAUUCAGGCUAUUAGAUCAGAUAAUGGGAUUGAAUAUACAUCAGAUAAAUUCACUAAAUUUUGUGAAGAAGCAGGAAUUGAGUAUAAGUUGACAGCUCCUUACGCUCCGCAACAAAAUGGGGUGAAGAGAGAUAAACUUAAUAAGAGAGCUGAUCCAGGGAUCUUUAUAGGUUAUAGCAGUGUCUCUAAAGCCUAUAAAGUAUUUCAACAUCAAUUUGAAAAAAUAGUGAUGAGCAAAGAUAUUCAAUUUGCAGAACUAGAAAAGUGGCACUGGGAAGAGAAAAGGAGGAUACCAGAUGAUGGAUUAUCAUCUACAACCUCUCCAUUAGAUGAUACCAUUGAUAACAUUUCAGUUACAUCUACAACCUCUCCAUUAGAUGAUACCAUUGAUAACAUUCCAGUUAGAGGUACAAGAUCAUUAUCUGAUGUUUACCAGAGAUGUAAUGUGUCUUUGGUGGAACCUAAAUAUUUUGUAGAUGUAGUGAAGGAUCCAAAGUGGAUUGAACCUAUGAAGGGUGAGUUGAAUAUGAUUGAGAAGAAUCAAACUUGGGUUUUAGUUGAUAGACCAGAACAUAAGAAAGUCAUAAUGGGUGUUCAAAACAAAGUUGAAUGA